Messenger RNA from Hibiscus syriacus, 1955 nucleotides. RefSeq names its product probable boron transporter 7. Gene Ontology annotation, biological process: transmembrane transport; monoatomic ion homeostasis; monoatomic anion transport. Bases 1 to 1929 code for a protein of 642 amino acids. The record is from RefSeq and is a predicted model, not a curated record. NCBI's taxonomy places the organism in Eukaryota, Viridiplantae, Streptophyta, Magnoliopsida, Malvales, Malvaceae. Gene Ontology annotation, molecular function: solute:inorganic anion antiporter activity. Gene Ontology annotation, cellular component: plasma membrane. The transcript has a single exon.
AUGGGAAACCUAGCAAGUCUAAUGGAGGGGAUAAUCAAAGAUAUCCAGGGAAGAAGAAAGUACUACAAGCAUGAUUGGAUUUGGCCAGGCUUUCGUAUAUUAGCUCCAACUGUGUAUAUCUUCUUUGCUUCUGCUCUUCCUGUUAUUGCCUUUGGGGAGCAAUUGAGUCUAGAAACAGAUGGCACCCUUAGCACUGUGGAAACAUUGGCUUCCACAGCUAUUUGUGGAGUCAUUCACUCCAUCUUCGGUGGGCAGCCAUUGUUGAUAUUAGGAGUUGCAGAGCCUACAGUUAUAAUGUACACCUAUUUGUACAGUUUCAGCAAAGGAAGACCAGAGUUGGGGCAGAAGCUGUUUUUGGCUUGGACUUCAUGGGUUUGCGUAUGGACAUCUUUGAUGCUCAUUCUUCUUGCCGUCUUCAAUGCAUGCAACAUAAUCACCAGGUUUACGAGAGUUGCAGGAGAGCUAUUCGGCAUGUUAAUAACUGUUCUUUUCCUUCAAGAAGCUAUUAAGGGAGUGGUGAGUGAGUUCAAUGUUCCCAAAGGUGAAAACCCAAUGAUAGAGAAAUAUCAGUUCCCCUGGCUGUACAUAAAUGGCUUGCUGGCAAUCAUUUUCUCAUUUGGGGUUCUAUUCACUUCCCUCAGUAGACACGCGAGAUCAUGGCCUUACGGAACGAGUAGUCUUCGAGGUUUUAUUGCAGACUAUGGCGUUCCGAUGACGGUAUUGUGUUGGACGGCUCUUUCAUAUACCAUACCACGUGAAGUUAGUCCCGGCGUUCCUAGGAGAUUGUUCGGCCCACGUCUUUGGGAAGAUGCAUCAUUGUAUCACUGGACAGUGAUAAAGGAUAUGGGAGAGGUUCCGGUACCGUACAUUUUCGCCGCCAUUGUACCGGCAUUGAUGGUAGCGGGACUAUACUUCUUUGAUCAUAGUGUUGCUUCACAGUUGGCUCAACAAGAGGAGUUCAACCUCAAUAAGCCUAGUGCAUACCAUUAUGACAUCCUUGUGCUGGGAAUCACUACUUUGAUUUGUGGGUUGCUUGGCCUCCCUCCUUCAAAUGGGGUCCUUCCACAGUCUCCUAUGCACACUAAGAGCCUCGCGGUUCUCAAGAGGCAGAUGAUGAGGGAAAAAAUGGUGAAAAGUGCCAAGGACGGCAUGUCACAACAAGCGAGCAAAUCGGAAAUCUACGGGACGAUGCAAGCGGUGUUCUUAGAGAUGGAUGCGUCUCCUUCUCCCUCUGUUGUGGAUAAAGAGUUGAAGGGCUUGAAAGAUGCUGUGAUGGAUGAUCAUUUCGAUCCCGCGAAACAUAUCGAUGCUCGUUUGCCUAUUCGAGUUAACGAGCAGAGGAUAAGCAACCUGUUGCAGUCAUUGCUUGUGGGAUUGUCUAUGUGCGCUGUGCCUAUACUGACAAUGAUACCUACAUCGGUACUGUGGGGAUACUUCGCUUAUAUGGCGAUCGACAGCCUCCCCGGAAGCCAAUUCUGGGAACGGAUGCUGCUACUCUUCAUUACUCCUAGUAGGCGUUACAAAGUACUUGAAGGCAUGCAUGCAUCAUUUCUUGAAUCUGUGCCUUUCAAGGCCAUUUUGAAAUUUACACUCUUCCAAUUUGUAUAUCUUCUGAUAUGUUUUGGAGUCACAUGGAUACCUAUAGCUGGAAUCUUGUUCCCGUUACCCUUCUUCCUCCUCAUCAGCAUCAGGGAGCACGUCCUUCCCAAGUUCUUCCUCCCCGAGCAUCUUCGCCGACUCGAUGCCUCUGAGUAUGAAGAAGUCGUCGGUACGCCGCAAAGGAACCUGAAUAUACCACUCAGGGAAGGGGAAGCUUUUGUUGCUCCCAGUGAGUGUACCGACGACGACUCCUAUGAUGCUGAGAUAUUGGAUGAGAUGACUACCCGCCGAGGAGAGUUGAAGCAUAGGGUAAACGUUGCAUCAGGCUGAAGAAAAUGGAGCAACUCGUGAUCAAG